GACAAUACCUGUUGACGCAGCGACUGAUAAAGCUCGAUCGAUACAAUUUUUCCUACUUCUACGCAGCUACGGCAUCGCUUGGCAGUCUGCUAUUUCAGUGGGACUUAUUCUCCGAGUUAUCCAGUAGGAGUUCGCGCGGUAGCGGUGUUAUUGUCUAAGGCUGAAGAACAAAAGAAGGCGUGAUGGGGAGGUUUAUCCAUGCCUCUGUCUGGGCUGUUCUUGUGUUCAUCUUAACGAUAUUGACAACAACAGAGAAAGCGCACGCAGAAAUAAGUGUGAAGAGGGGGUGUCUUCCUGUAAAGUUGAACGUGAAGGCGCUAGCGAGGCCUACCGAAAUAGUCGUCACUUGGGUACGCUUCACUCCCAGAAGAGACUGCACGACAGCUGGUGCCCGGUAUGACGUUGUGAUCAAGUGGCAACCGAAGAACGAGGAAGAGCGUCUUGCGAUACGCAGUGUGAAAGAGAAGCAUUUCGACGUUACCGGCCUGAAACCCACUACCCCAGUCACUAUAACUGCCUAUCUGAAUUAUACCGACGCAGAAGGGGAAGAGCAUACUGGACCACAGAGCAUUAUUAAGGUUUCGACAUCUGUUGACGGUCCAUCCGCACCGAGAAACCUUAAGCAGGAAACAUUAAGUCGCACAGAAGCAACGUUUGUGUGGGAGGACCCUGAAGUUCCGGGAGGUCCCUUGGAUGGAUUCGUCUAUCAAGUGUGCGAAGCAAAGGAUUGCAAUUCUGAAACGAUCUGCAAAGAGGUUCCACUUGAAACGCCGGAGAGACAUAAGCUAACUAUUAGACGUAUGGCACCCAACCGGUACUACCGGGUGAAGGUGGCUGCAUACAACAUCCUGCAGCUGAGCAGAGAGAAGAUAUACGGGGACUAUUCGAGCGCGUGCUUUAAGGCAGAACCGCCGACUACAAUUCAUCCGAGAGAUUUGCGUGCCGAAUGCAAAGCCAAUCCCAACAGCCUCACCCUGACCUGGAAACCUCCUCAUGGGAAGGGAGCCGAUAGCUACGUCGUGGAGGUAACGGGAAACACAGAGCACGCUCAGAAGAUAGAGAAGGACAUCGGCAUCAAGGAUAUUUGCAAGGGAGAGGAGUGCACAUAUUCGGUGGACGGACUCAAAGGGGGACUCACGUACGAAGUCAUACUCGUCGCUAAAGAAAAGGACAUUGGUGAUGAUUCUGCUUUCACUGAGUGCACCGUGCCCGAAUCUGCACCUCCGCCUCCGACGCAAGAUAUUAAGCUGGUCUAUGACCGUCAGGAGUGGUGGUGGGUGACCCCGAAGGAGACUCAGCAGGCAUUCCAGUUCCCUUCAGACCUCUUCAGCGAUAUCAACGGACAUGUCGAACCGGUCACGGUACUCAUAGCGCAGGACUCGAAUAUAGAUGACUGCGAGAAACCUGUUGCAUGGGAGGAAGCGAACGCCAGAGAACCAGUACCAUGCUACAUACUCUCAGAACCGUUUGCGGAUGGUGGUACCUGUAGGCAUGAAGAUGCAGUACAAAUCUGUAUCUUGGGGACGGACGAGAACUGUAAACGCAAACCUUCCUGUAACGGACCGCUGAGAGAAGGUGUCAAGUACGGGUUGAAGCUAAGGGGCAGCACAAGAGCCGGCCAAACAGAGUCGAAGCCCGUUUUCUUCACAGCCGGAAGUCCACCCAAAUCGACUACAACAGGAAGCGGCGGAAGGACAGUUGAAAGCUUGGCACUGAUUGGUGGGAUCCUCGUUCUCACGGUUUUCAUGAUAAGGCCGUAGCCGCCAUUCCAUCUCCAGGAAUACCACCUGCCAAACAUUACGUCAAAAGUCACCCGCUGGCCUGCAUAUACGCCAUCUUGUCAGCUGCUAUGAUACUUCCAGAAAACGCUGGAGAAGCUUCCAUUCACAGAUAAGACGGAGGAGUUAUCAACAUUAUUUAUUCCCACGAAAAGCGGACAGAAGGCAUCAAAUGCCUGCACCCACUAUUUUGUACAGACUUCUAGGCAAUGCUCACUGUUAGCUGGACGACCACUCAACUAAGUAGGUCAUGCGUGUGAUGUGAUGUUAUGGGAUCGAAAAAAUAAUAAUAAUAAUAAUUGUCUGUGUGGUUUAAGUUGAGUGUGGUUUCAAAGAUGUAGUUCCUCAUAGAAGGUCUCAUAGGCUCAAGUUGGUUUUGCCAUUUUUUCUGGUUUAUUAUCGAAAGCGAUUAAUUAAGAUAACAAUUAAGCGGGAGUAGUAAGUAUUUAAUUCGUGCAUUUUUAAUAAACAUUUCACAAUGAACA
This is a messenger RNA of Ornithodoros turicata, 2263 nucleotides long. RefSeq names its product receptor-type tyrosine-protein phosphatase delta-like. The record is from RefSeq and is a predicted model, not a curated record. Gene Ontology annotation, molecular function: protein binding. The transcript is spliced from 12 exons. NCBI's taxonomy places the organism in Eukaryota, Metazoa, Arthropoda, Arachnida, Ixodida, Argasidae. The coding region runs from base 183 to 1760 and encodes 525 amino acids.